AGCCCAGCUUCUUGUGGUCCAUGAAAGCGGUGAUGGCCUCCAACGGGAAGGUCUGCAGGCAGCGGCCGCAGCCAGGACAAUGCAGACUCCGCUGACCAUUCCCGUGCCUGUGCUCCGGCUCCCCCGGGGUCCUGAUGGCUGGAGCCGAGGCUUUGCCCCCGGCGGACGCAGGGCCCCCCUGAAGCCAGAGGUUCCUGGAACCCCGGAGUCUCCCAUGGUUCAAGAAUCUCAGGAAUCCCAGGAACAGCGGGCCCGAGCAGCCCUUCGGGAACGCUACCUCCGCAGCCUGCUGGCCAUGGUGGGCCGCCCUGUGAGCUUCACAUUGCACGAGGGCGUGCACGUGACUGCUUACUUUGGGGCCACCGACCUGGACGUGGCCAACUUCUACGUUUCGCAGCUGCAGACUCCGAUAGGUGUGCAGGCCGAGGCGCUGCUCCGCUGUAGUGACAUCAUUGCAUACACCUUCAAGCCGUAAAGACACUAUGAUGUUCUGCCUGAGGCCUGGCCACAGGAUCCCGGCCCUCCGAAUGUUCCUGAGCCCAGAACUCUGGGCCCCAUAGAGUUCGGAACUCCUUGGUUAUUUUGAGCCAAGCUCCAAGCAACUCCGGCUCCUUGGAACCUCCAGGGUCUAGUCAGUAAAAUUCUGCACCAGGAGUUCCAGAUCGUGUUGAAAGGAAAGCUCUACCUCGCAGAACUCUAAGCUCGACAGAAAUAUGGGCCUCCUGCCAGUUCCUGAAGAGUGGGGCGGGGGAGAGGGGAAUAAGGCAAGGCAAAUCGCAGAGUGGUUAACUGUUGAUUAAAGAAGUUGCAAAGUUCAGACACCCUGAAGAUACUCCUCAAUACUCCCCUCCUGCCCAAGAACCAAUUUUCCUAGGAAAA
Messenger RNA from Ceratotherium simum simum (southern white rhinoceros), 879 nucleotides. RefSeq names its product gem nuclear organelle associated protein 7 (gene GEMIN7). NCBI's taxonomy places the organism in Eukaryota, Metazoa, Chordata, Mammalia, Perissodactyla, Rhinocerotidae. Gene Ontology annotation, cellular component: SMN-Sm protein complex. Gene Ontology annotation, molecular function: RNA binding. Gene Ontology annotation, biological process: spliceosomal snRNP assembly. The record is from RefSeq and is a predicted model, not a curated record.